This is a messenger RNA of Saccoglossus kowalevskii, 735 nucleotides long. RefSeq lists its product as uncharacterized. Lineage: Eukaryota; Metazoa; Hemichordata; Enteropneusta; Harrimaniidae. The record is from RefSeq and is a predicted model, not a curated record.
AUGGUUGUUUUUCUGCACUGCAAUGAUAACAACAGAGCAGACACUGUGCUGAAGUUAUUUGAGAAUGCCACACAAAAGUUUGGUGUUCCGUCUCGUAUACGUGGAGAUAAAGGUGGUGAGAAUGAACAGGUUGCCCUGUUUAUGUUGCAACAUCCUGAUAGAGGUCCAGGCAGAGGCAGCUUUAUCGCGGGGAAAAGCGUACACAAUCAAAGGGUUGAACGCUUGUGGCGUGAUGUCUUUCAAGGGAUCCUUUUUAAAUUUUACCUUUUAUUUUACCAUUUGGAGGACCAUUUGUUCCUUGAUAUUGAUAAUGAUGUUGACAUGUUUAGUCUACAUUACACCUUUCUGCCGAUUAUUAAUCGUGAUUUAAGUCACUGGAAUGAAGGAUGGAACCACCACAAACUUAGCUCGGCACAGCACAAAACACCUCGUCAACUGUGGAUCCAGGGAUCUUUGUCUAUGGCACAAUCAUCUAAUCGAGCAAUGGGCGAGCUAUUUGAACCACGUAACCAGGAGGAAAUUGAUGCAUAUGGAAUAGAUUAUGAUGGGCCUGUACCUGAACAAAAUGAAAAUGAAUUGAUAAUUCCAAAUAUUCCAUGCCCUUUAAUGGGCGAUGAGCUUGAGAAUCCAUCCAGUACCAUUGAUCCACUUAAUUGCCAUGAUGAUAGUAGUGGAGUAAUGAUCUAUGAAGAUGUCAAAGCCUUUAUAAACACAAAAAUUGAACACAGGGUGUAA